Messenger RNA from Saimiri boliviensis boliviensis (Bolivian squirrel monkey), 1527 nucleotides. RefSeq names its product nucleolar protein 3 (gene NOL3). NCBI's taxonomy places the organism in Eukaryota, Metazoa, Chordata, Mammalia, Primates, Cebidae. The record is from RefSeq and is a predicted model, not a curated record. Gene Ontology annotation, molecular function: death receptor binding; cysteine-type endopeptidase inhibitor activity involved in apoptotic process; death effector domain binding. Gene Ontology annotation, biological process: negative regulation of extrinsic apoptotic signaling pathway; negative regulation of intrinsic apoptotic signaling pathway; negative regulation of release of cytochrome c from mitochondria. Gene Ontology annotation, cellular component: mitochondrion.
CGCCCCCGCCGCAGCUGCUGCAGCCACCCCCACUCUGCCCGGCCCUUUCUGCACCGUCAUCUCCUGCCCCGCGGAGGUUCGACCCGUACUCUCCCCCUCUUCCUUCCUGUGCCCACCGAUUGGAGGGACACUCUUUGGAAGCCUCAGUUGAAGAAAGCAGAGGAUCUGCGUGUACACAAUGCAGUGAUAUUGGUUAUGUGGUGCUCCAACGAUGGGCAAUGCGCAGGAGCGGCCAUCGGAGACUAUUGACCGCGAGCGGAAACGCCUGGUCGAGACGCUGCAGGCGGACUCGGGGCUGCUGCUGGACGCGCUGCUGGCGCGGGGCGUGCUCACCCGGCCUGAGUAUGAGGCGUUGGAUUCACUGCCUGAUGCCGAGCGCAGGGUGCGCCGCCUACUGUUGCUGGUGCAGGGCAAGGGCGAGGCUGCUUGCCAGGAGCUGCUGCGCUGUGCCCAUCGUACCACUGGCGCGCCGGACCCCGCCUGGGACUGGCAACACGUGGGCCCGGGCUACCGAGACCGCAACUAUGACCCUCCGUGCCCAGGCCACUGGACGCCUGAGGCACCCGGCUCGGGGACCACAUGCCCCGGGCUGCCCAGAGCUUCAGACCCUGACGAGGCCGGGGGCCCUGAGGGCUCCGAGGCGGUGCAAUCCGGGACCCCAGAGGAACCAGAGCCAGAGGGGGAAGCCGAGGACUCUGAAGAGGCUGAACCGGAGCCGGAGCCGGAGCCGGAACCCGAGUCUGAAGCAGAACCAGAGCCGGAACUGGAGCCAGAACCGGACCCAGAGACCGAGCCCGACCCAGAGCCCGAGCCCGACUUCGGGGAAGGGGACGAGUCUGAAGAUUCCUGAAGCCCAGAGCGCUGACCGGCUGUGCCCCGCCCAUGCUGGAUAGGACCUGAGAUGCUGUCGGAGCUGGAUCAAAUGCCACCAAGGCUCGGUCUAGCCCAGUACCGCUAGAAGUGAAGAAACUCCCGAGGGUCAGCCAGGACCUAGGCUCUCUCCACGAUUCUGGCUGUCUGCCCAGGAACUGGGCAUGAGUGCCCCUGAGUCCCAGUGACCUGGGCAGCCCCAAGCCCACCACAGUCACCACCCAGUCCUCAGUCCCAAUCUGCCCUUAGGAGCCCAGACUGCACCCUGGAGACCUCAGACCCAGUGCCCUAGUGGGACAAGGACCUGACCCUCAUGCCCAAAUACACGACCCGUUUUCCCUAAUGAGCCACUUGGCAGCCUGUGUAGGUACCAGCUCAACCCCAAGCAAGUCCCUGGGCUUAACAUGUAGCAAGGGGAGAGGGACUUCUCUCCAUGUAGGGAGAAGGGCUUAGAGCUCACAGCCUUGAGAAGUGAGACUAGAAGAGGGAGCAGGAAAAGGGGAGUAGACAGAAGCCACAGACAUCAUUGUCAUUACUGUUUUAAUUGUUUGGCUUCCCUCUGGACUGGGAGCUCAGUGAGGAUUCUGACUAGUAACUUACACAAAAGGCGCUGUACACAUAUUAUAUUUGCUGACUACAUGAAUAAGGACUUUCCAA